Molecule: messenger RNA, 1659 nt
Organism: Aspergillus niger
Lineage: Eukaryota; Fungi; Ascomycota; Eurotiomycetes; Eurotiales; Aspergillaceae
Exons: 2
Coding region: 1-1659 (552 amino acids)
Biological process (GO): intracellular glucose homeostasis; glycolytic process; glucose 6-phosphate metabolic process
Cellular component (GO): cytosol; mitochondrion
Molecular function (GO): fructokinase activity; glucokinase activity; mannokinase activity
Source: RefSeq, a predicted model, not a curated record
AUGGGAAAGUCGGAUCCUAAUCUCCAAGAAUUCUUGCAUCCCCUCAGUAUAGACCACCACACACUCUACAACCUCUCCCAUCGCCUAUCCUAUACAUACCGGGAGCUUGCUGCCAGCUCAUCGGAGCAGUUCUUCCCCACCGCCAUCACCCGGCUGCCCACCGGCCAUGAAACAGGUCGCUAUCUGGCCGUCUACCUCGGCCUUUCCUACCUCCGGGUGGCCUUCAUUGAACUGCUAGGGGACCAGCCAGUAGGACGACAGCCUCAUGUGAGACGAACCCUGGAGAAGGCGUGGCCCAUCGAAGAGCGGCUACGACGAGACCAAGCCCGGUCCCUAUUCGCCUGGAUCGGUGACUGCAUUGCCGAAGUCAUUGCGGAUGAUCUCGCCAACUCUAGAGGCGACCCGCCUAAAGAGCUUAUCAUGGGAAUCUCUUUCUGCUUUCCUACUAAGCAAAAGUUUCUCAAUGAGGCCAUUCUUAUGCCCACGGGCAAGGGGUUCGCCCUGAACUCCUCGCUAAAUCUCCACCAAGCCUUGCUGGAUGGAUAUGAAUGUCACACCCGGCGCUCAGAUCAGGACUCAAGUGACAUGCCGGCCAAGCGACGCAAGACUUACUGUCUGCCGAAGUUGAAGGUCACUGUCAUGACCAACGACACGGUCGCUACAUUAGCGUCUCUGGCAUACUCGAUACGUGCCCUCCCGAAUACUCGGGUCGUCAUGGGGCUUAUCGUCGGCGCUGGUUGUAACUCCGCUAUUCCAAUGAAACUUGCUGACCUACAGGAAUCAAAAGUGGCCCACAUCCGAGAAAAGCAGCCAGAAGCAGAUGAAACUGUCGUCUCAACUGAAUGGACCCUUCACGGAGCAACCGGACCCUUGGAGGAACUCGGUAUAGUAACGAAGUGGGAUGCUGAGCUGGAAGAGCAUUCAAAUCGGCCCGGCUUUCAGCCCCUAGAGUAUAUGGUUGGUGGCCGUUAUAUUGGCGAGCUUGUCCGCAUCAUUUGUUAUGAUUGGUUUCAUGAAGCCAAGAAUAUCCCACGCUCAUCAAUGCCGAAGAAGCUGGUCGAAAGGGACUGCUUAUCUACAGACUUUCUGUCGCUGGUGGUGGCUUCAAGCUCCUCGAACGAACAUCUGGCCGUGGCACUAUCCAACCACCUUCCGUCACCAUCCUCGAGUGACUGGAUUUGGACCCCUGAGCUUGCUGGUCAUAUUCGUAUGAUCGCUGCGGCGGUUCAAGAGAGAUCAUCUGCCUUGGUUGCUGCAGCGACAGUUGGUCUUCUAGCAUGCACUGGCGAGGUUAAAUUGAAGAGCACGUCUCGCCUCGAAACGGAUGAUAAGAGUUCCGGACCAAGUAAAUCAAUGAGCACACAGAAUGAUACAGUCCCGAAUCCUGAAUCGUUGACCCCUGGUUGGCGGAAAGGUCCGGAGGAGUUGGUUGUGGCCGUGUCUGGUGGUGUGAUCCAGCACUACCCUCACUACAAAGACAGGAUCCAGCGACAUAUUGACCGAUUGAUCCUAAGUGCUGGACCACAGGGUGAAGGGAAGAGUGUCUUCCUUCGAGAGGCCAGCGAUGGUGGAAUUGUUGGGGUGGGCGUUCUGGCAGGUACCGCGGCCGGGGAAAUCCAGGAAAUUAUUGGCUCGACAUUGGAGUCAGAGCGCAGUUAG